GUCGGAGGCAGUAAGAGAGUCCGGAGUCGAGGAGUCGGUGCGAGCGUUGUGGCUUGGCUCGUGUUCGUUCUCUGACGCCCGUUAUAGCUGCUGCGUAGUAGCCGUGCGCGGGGUAGUCGAGGGGCUUCGGGAAGCCGGCGCGGGUCCAGGCGCGCGCAUAACUCUGAGCCUGAGGGGGGUCGGCACUGCCUCACACAGCGAGGGCGGCCAGGAGGGGGAAGCCGCUGCCUUGGAGUAGAAGUUUGGCUGGAGCCGCCGCCGCCGCCGCCGCCGUCAUUGUCGCGGCGAGGAAACUUUUCUCCAGGGGCAGGGGCGGAGGAGGUGCUGCUGCCGCCGCCGCCGCCUGGACUGGGCAGGUCCGUGCGGGACCCGGAGACUCCGUGUGGAUUGGCGGGGGCUUCUAAGCCCUGGCCGGGAUGUACCUGGCAGCGUUGGCCGCGGGUCGGCGGAGCCGGGGUGUGGGCGGCGGCGGCUGGCACCUGGCGGCGGGGUGGCUGCUGCUGCUGGCGCUGCUGCUGCUGGAGGAGUGCGGGACGCGGGCGUUCGUCUGUCUGCCUUGCGACGAGUCGCGGUGCGAGGAGCCCAAGAACUGCCCCGGCGGUGUCGUGCUGGACAUCUGCGGCUGCUGCUUCCUGUGCGCCCGGCAGCGCAACGAGAGCUGUGGCGGCUUCUUCGGGCUCCACGGCGCCUGCGACCGGGGGCUCCGCUGCGUGAUCCGCCCGCCGCUCAACGGGGACUCUCUCACCGAGUACGAAGCGGGCGUCUGUGAAGAUGAAAACUGGGAUGAUCAGCUGCUUGGAUUUGAGCCUUGCAAUGAAAACCUGAUAACAGGCUGCAAUAUAAUCAAUGGAAAAUGCGAAUGUGAUACUAUUAGGACCUGUAGUAAUCCCUUUGAGUUUCCAAGCCGGGAUACUUGCCUAUCAGCUUUAAAAAAGAUUGAAGAGGAAAAGCCUGAUUGUUCCAAGGCCCGUUGUGAAGUACAGUUUUCUCCUCGCUGUCCAGAAGAUUCCAUUUUGAUUGAAGGCUAUGCUCCACCUGGUGAAUGCUGCCCUCUUCCAAGUCGCUGUGUGUGCAAUCCUACAGGGUGUUUGAGGAAAGUUUGCCAGCCAGGCUAUUUGAAUAUAUUGGUUUCUAAAGCAUCAGGCAAACCAGGGGAAUGCUGUGACUUUUAUGAAUGUAAACCAGUUUUCAGCGUAGACUGCAGUACAGUAGAAUGCCCUCCUGUCCAGCAAGUUGUUUGCCCCUUGGAUAGCUAUGAAACCCAAGUCAGGCUGACAGCUGAUGGAUGUUGUACUCUUCCUACAAGGUGCGAGUGUCUCUCUGGUUUAUGUGGUAUACCAAAAUGUGAGACAGGCUACAUCCCCCAAAUAGUGUCACGUGGAGAUGGAACACCUGGCAAGUGCUGUGAUGUUUUUGAAUGUGUCAAUGAUGUGAAGCCAGCCUGCAUAUUUAACAAUGUGGAAUAUUAUGAUGGAGAUAUGUUUCGAAUGGAUGCUUGCCGUUUUUGUCGGUGCCAGGGUGGCGUCUCUAUUUGUUUCUCAGCACAGUGUGGGGAGCUACAUUGUGACAGAUAUUAUGUACCAGAAGGAGAGUGCUGUCCAAUAUGUGAAGAUUCCAUUUCUCCGGUUAAUAACCCUGCUGGCUGUUAUGCUAAUGGCCAGAUCCAAGCCCAUGGUGAUCGCUGGAGGGAAGAUGACUGCACUUUCUGCCAGUGUAUCAACGGAGAGUCCCAUUGUGUUGCCACGGCCUGUGGACAGAGCUGCUUGAAUCCUGUCAAAGUGCCUGGGGAAUGCUGCCCAAUGUGUGAAGAACCAACUUAUAUCACAAUAGGUCCUCCCACAUGUUAUCCUCUGGUGAACUGCACAUUAAUGGAGAGAGACUGUGUCUACAACUUCAAAGUUGACCAGAAUGGUUGUCACAUCUGUCAAUGCAGAACGAGAGAGGAGCUGUGUACUGACCUCAUGGAAGGUUGUUCCUUGGCUUGCUCUUUUGGCUUUCAAACUGAUGACCACGACUGUAAGAUCUGUCAGUGCCGACCACGGCCCAAGAAAUGCAAGCCCGUAGUGUGUGACAAAUACUGUCCAUCUGGAUACUUGAAGAACAAACAUGGAUGUGAAAUCUGUCGAUGUAAGAAAUGCCCAGAUCAGUCAUGUGAUAAGAUCUGCCCUAAUGACUUUCAGCAAGAUAAUGAAGGCUGUCUUAUCUGCAAAUGCAGAGAGUUACCAGCUUCUGCAAUGCCACCUGCUAAGACUGGUUCUUGCCUGUCAGUGGAUGGGCACCGUCAUGAAAAUGAAGAAAGUUGGCAUGAUGGAUGCCGUGAAUGUUACUGUCAUAAUGGGCGGGAAAUGUGUGCUUUGAUCACCUGCUCUGUGCCUAACUGUGGCAAUCCCACCAUACAUCCAGGCAAAUGUUGUCCAUCUUGUCCAGAUGAAUCUACUUUUCAGAAGCCAGAACUCAGUGGUCCAACUAUCUGCUAUGUUCCAGGUGGUGAAUACUUUGUGGAAGGAGAUACAUGGAAUAUUGAUUCUUGCACACAAUGUACUUGUCAUAAUGCACGAGUUUUGUGCGAGUCUGAAGUCUGCCCACCUCUUCUUUGUCGAAAUCCCACCCGUACUCAAGAUUCAUGCUGUCCACAAUGUCCAGAUGAGCCUGCUCAGCCUUCCCCUUCAAGCAAUAAGAGCAUGCCUAACUACUGCCAGAAUGAUGAAGGUGAUAUUUUCCUGACUGCUGAAUCCUGGAAACCAAAUGUUUGUACAAGCUGUGUUUGCAUGGAUGGGGCUAUCAGCUGCUACUCUGAGUCUUGCCCCCCAGUGUCCUGUGACAGACCUGUUUUGAGAAAAGGCCAGUGUUGCCCUUAUUGUAUAGAGGACACAGCAUCAAAGAAGGCAGUUUGUCACUUUAAUGGAAAAACAUAUGCCGAUGAAGAACGUUGGGAUAUAGACAGCUGCACACACUGCUACUGUCUACAGGGUCAGACCCUUUGUUCCACAGUCAGCUGCCCUCCUCUUCCUUAUUGUGGAGACCCAUCAAUGUUGAAGGGAAGUUGCUGCCCCAUGUGCGGGGUGAACUUCAAGAAAGAAUAUACCACUGAGAAAGAAUUGUCCUUAAUCUCCAUUUGCCUCAUUUUUGCAGGGCAGGGCACUAUUGACAGGGUUUGUCAUAAUGAUCAGGGUGUGCAUAUCAUGGAAUCCCACUGCCGGGGCCAGUCUCAGGAGGCAGCAGCCUGGAGAGGGGAUUGGCGGAUCUCUCUGCCCCCUGCCUCCUUCCUGCCUAAACAAUCCCAGCUCAUUAAUGCGUGGACUGCAAAGAAAGGAACUAUGGUUCAGGUGGACAGUUCUCAGAGAAUGCCCAAAUUGCUGACCCAGAUUCAAGAUACAGUGGAUUCUACAGCAUGCAAAACAGAACAACACAGGCAGAUAAUUUCUAUCAAACAGUGUGAAGUUGCAUCCUUACCAAAGAAGUUAAGAAGAAACAAAGACUGUCUGCUAUUAAAAAUAAAUCUAGAAUUGUGCACUUGCUUAGUGGAUUGUAUUGGAUUUGUGACUUCAUGUACAGCUCUAAGAUCUUACUGGGACUGGGCUCUGACUCCUGCAAUGUGCCAGAACAAGCAUUCCCGCUUCUUGCGAUAA
This is a messenger RNA of Sphaerodactylus townsendi, 3629 nucleotides long. It is a transcript of the gene CRIM1, whose product is annotated as cysteine rich transmembrane BMP regulator 1. Lineage: Eukaryota; Metazoa; Chordata; Lepidosauria; Squamata; Sphaerodactylidae. Gene Ontology annotation, cellular component: extracellular region. Gene Ontology annotation, molecular function: protein binding; serine-type endopeptidase inhibitor activity. The transcript has 17 exons. The record is from RefSeq and is a predicted model, not a curated record. Bases 417 to 3629 code for a protein of 1070 amino acids.